Messenger RNA from Psammomys obesus (fat sand rat), 3111 nucleotides. RefSeq names its product FAM111 trypsin like peptidase A (gene Fam111a). The transcript is spliced from 3 exons. The coding region runs from base 174 to 2027 and encodes 617 amino acids. The record is from RefSeq and is a predicted model, not a curated record. NCBI's taxonomy places the organism in Eukaryota, Metazoa, Chordata, Mammalia, Rodentia, Muridae.
AGACGCGGGAUUGCUGCGGUUGGGCGGGAAGGCGCAGCAGCGUGAAAAGAGCCGCUGAGGACUGAACCUGGCCUUGCACAAGCAUUCUACCACUAAAGCAACGCUUCACUGAACUUAAACUGGUUUUGAAGUUUGUGAUUCAGUCGGGCCAUCUGUUUCAUCUCUAAGCCACCAUGAGCUACAAGAAGCGCAAAUCACAGAUCUUAUUUAAUGCAAGGAAAAAUAAAAAGAUCAAUGACUAUUUCUCUCAGGUUCCCAGAGAAGAGCAAAAUGAUUCCACUAUUUCUCAAGUAAAAGCAGAAUCUAUAAAAGCACCAAAAGACAUAACCAACAUCCAGGACCAAAAACUUCUUUCACCUAAGAAAAUUCAACAAGAUCAGACACCUCCCUCACUUAAGACAAUUACAUUCACCUUAGAUGUGAACCUCAGGAAAAACAGAAACAUGAAACACACACUCACACAUAACGAGACAAGUAGCUUGUACACAGCACUUAAAACUCUCACUGCUGUCGAAGAAGAGAUAGACAGUCAACAGGGCAAAGAAAUGCUGGUGCGUGGCAUCGAAGGAAUCGAAGGCUACAUCAACCUUGGCAUGCCCCUCUGCUGUUUUCCAGAAGGCAGCCAUGUGAGUAUUACAUUUUCUCAGUGUAAAAGGGAGCCAGAAGAACAUAAACAAUUGUUGGAACCACAGGACCAAGCAUCUACCAAUUAUGUCCUAUUUUACAUUCAUGCAAUUGGCAGUAAGAAGAAAACGAUUCUGAAGUGUGGAGAACUUCACAGAAGUGGGAACAAACUCUGUGUGUUUGGUGUCAAAGGAGAGACCAUCAAGGACACUCUGAGGAAGGAUGGCAGGUUUUGUUCUUUUAUAGAGAGUGACCAUUGGAAACUCAUUAAUAAGCUGGACACCAUCAUAGAAAACACCCAGCCAGUUGAUGAGUUAGAGGGCAAGCUCUUUCAGAUUCACACCGAGCUAAGAAAGAAACCUAGGGCAACAUCUGUCACUCAGGAUUCUCAGUCAGAAAAGAAAAACUUCCAUGAGCUAAAAGACUACAUUGUGGAUGAGUACCCCACACUGAAAACAGAACGAGAAAAACUCAGAGCAUACAUCAAGGAAGAAGGUAAAAAAAGAAAGAAGAAACUUUACACAGUGCAUAAAAAGAACUUUGGGAAACUGACAAAAAAUUCUACAUCUGUUAAAGUGCUCAAGCAUCUUUCAAAGGCCAGUGACUCAGUCGGGUUCCUAUGGUGGAACAAUAAUGGAAAUGAGGGUUGUGCUACCUGCUUUGUUUUUCAAGGACUGUACAUUUUCACUUGCCGACAUGUCAUAACUGACAUCGUGGGGAAAGCAGAGCAAAGUGAGUGGGCUAGUAUAAUUAGUCAAUGUGUAAAGGUGACCUUUGGUUAUGAAGAGUUCCCACUAACAGAUGCCAUCAUUUUUGAUGUUAAACCUUGGUUUGAGAUAUCUGAUACAGACCUUGACUACGCUGUCCUGGAACUGAAGGAAAACGGACACCAAGUACCCGCUGGACUGUACAACGGAAUAGGACCUGUGCCAGUUAAUGGGUUGAUUUAUAUCAUUGGCCACCCGGAUGGAGAAAAGAAGUCUACUGAUGGUUGCACAGUGGUCCCUCAAGAUAAUCGAGAAAGAAGAUGUGAGGAAAAUUUUCAAGCAAGAGAGGCAGCAGGCUGCCAUUUUUCUAUAUCUUUUGUCCGUAUGUACACCCAAAGAAGUUUCCAGGAAAUGCUUCACGACACUAAUGUGGUUACCUAUGACACCACUUUUUUUGGAGGGUCUUCUGGAUCACCAGUGUUUGAUUCUAAUGGUUCAUUGGUGGCCAUGCACGCUGCUGGUUUCACUUGUACGUACCAAGGUGGAAUUUCUAGUAUCAUUGAGUUUGGUCCUACUAUGGAAUCUAUUCUUGCUGAUAUUAAGGAAAACAAUGAACCCUGCUAUAAUAAAAUUUUUGGAAAUCAGCAGGAUGUAGAAAUGUGGAGCCCAGAGACCUCAGUACAGGAAAAGAUUUAAUCCAUUAUCCAAGUUUAAGGGAAUUGCCUGUGGUGUUUUUAUUCUGCAGACAAUAAUGUUUUAUGAACUUUCAAAAAUGAUUUGUUUCACAAAAAUGGAUGUUCCAGAUUAUUUCCUGUGUAAAGCAACAUGGGAAAGAAGAUUCAGUACUGGUUAGGCCUCAGGGCACUUGGUGCCAAGAGAGGCAAAGAUAUGAAGAAGCUCAGAGCUUAGAAACUGGAGUUGUGGACCAAAGAUAUGAAGGAAGAGAAGCCGAUUUCUGGAAACUCGAAGCACUUUUAAAAGCACUGCUUUCUUUGGGCCUGCCUGUAUCUUCUCUCUCUGCUGACCAGAGCUCAGCUAGGACGCCAGGUCACAGGUUUAUGAGCCCUAAGUGGUCCCUGAAAUUAUUUGCCUUUCUUCAGCUUUGGCUUUCUGGCUGAAGACUUGGGUCUGGAAUGAACCUUCAAGGAAUGGUGUGGAAAUCAUUGAGCAGGCAAGGGAGCUGCCAUAUAGCGUGGGCAUCUGGGAGUUCCUGGACUUGGGUUAUGGAGAGCAAACACCGGAAGAGAUGGUUUCCACUUCAUGGGAUUCACCAUGGAGUGGGUCAGGAGGACACUGGACAUAGCCUAGAACACUUCUCAGCAGUGUGACACUCAAGUCCUGUUCUUAGGGAGAGGAAGGAAACUGUGGUCAGGAAGUAAUCUCACAACCAUGAAAACCAAGGAGAAUUUGUGUACGGAAGAUGGCCAGAAGUCUUUUAUCUGAGGGAAAGGGGAAGGAGUGGGUGAGAUGGUGUGGGAAGGUUGCUAAGAGAUCUGGCAAUUACAUCAAUUCUUCCCUCUACCAGAACUGAAGUAUGUCCUGGGCUUUUUGCUGCAGCUGAACAUGAUCCUAAUCCACAGUUUCCCUUAUUGUCCAGACAUCUCCUAGUGCCAUUGUGUGAUGUUUUGUUUUCCCUGCUCUGUGCAUUUUUCCCAGAGGAAAUACAAAUGGAACAAAAUUAAAAAAACAAAAACAGUAUGAUAUCUGCAGAGAGUUAUGGAAUUUAAGAUGAAACAAAAGUAAAGCUUAUUUUUAUGGCAUUUCCUUUGGUUUGUUCCAA